Corticium candelabrum is the source of this 1099-nucleotide messenger RNA. RefSeq lists its product as uncharacterized. Lineage: Eukaryota; Metazoa; Porifera; Homoscleromorpha; Homosclerophorida; Plakinidae. The record is from RefSeq and is a predicted model, not a curated record. The transcript has a single exon. The coding region runs from base 29 to 859 and encodes 276 amino acids.
AACGGCUCUGAUACUUGAGUAGUACAUCAUGCCAAGGGCAAAGAACAAGCGUCACAUUUUACAUCCACAAGCAGUUCAGCCUACCCGAAGUGCAGGACAACGUCAGCGAUCAGGAGGACUCCCAGCGAGAGGUACGACUGGUUCUGUCGCCGACAACGUUUUGGCCAAGCGAGCGAUCGUCGAGGCCUUACAGAAGUCUUACCAGACACACGAACGAACAGUAGAUGCGGCUUCUAUGUCCAAGUACAUGAGAAACCAGUUUGCAUUCUAUGGCUUGAGAUGUCCACAGAGGAGAGAACUAGACAGGCAGGUCUUGUCUAGGCAAAGGUCAUUCGAUCAGGGUCUACUAACGUCCAUUGCUACUGAACUAUGGCAGAAAGAUCAGCGAGAGUUUCAGUACUUUGUUGUAGAUUUGCUGUCAAAGAAGGUGAGAGACUUUGUUGGUUCAAGUAGCAGUCACUUCAAGCAAGCAUCAUCAUGUUUAUUGAUAUUGCUGACUACUAAGAGCUGGUGGGAUACGGUGGAUCUUUUAGCAUCUGGUGUUGUGGGACCUUUAGUAAUGAAACACGGUUCUGUUGGUAUUGAUCUUGUGGAGGAAUGGAUUCAGGGGGAUAACAUGUGGUUGAGGAGAACUGCAUUGUUGCAUCAACUGAAAUACAAGGAGAAAACAGAUUCUGAUCGUCUGUUUCGGUUUUGCUUGCAGUGUGCCCAUGAAGAAGAAGUGUUCAUUCGAAAAGCCAUUGGGUGGGCAUUGAGGGAGUAUCAUAAAGUCGAUCCUGGAGCCGUGGAACGCUUUGUGAGGAGAAAUGCAAGCAAUCUGUCAGCACUGAGCAAGAAAGAAGCACUGAAGCACACAUAGAGGUCAUUGUCAGCUAGUGAUUAUUGACAUGUUAAUUUAAGGAGUAGAUUAUACAGUAAGUUUUUACAUUGGCGACACAGAAACACAGCUGUCAUUGGUAAUAGCUACUGAAAAUGAAGUUACAAGAUUUGCCAUAGGAACGUGUUGUAAACCUUAUGUAGUCUAGUUGAUUGACUAAUAGUGGCUGAUCUAGAUGGUGGGAAAUACUUUGUGUGAUUUUAUUCUGAGUCUUAUAGCAGC